Messenger RNA from Protopolystoma xenopodis, 270 nucleotides. The record is from the annotation of a GenBank genome assembly. NCBI's taxonomy places the organism in Eukaryota, Metazoa, Platyhelminthes, Monogenea, Polystomatidea, Polystomatidae.
AUGCCCUAUUUGGGCAUUUUAGGCGAUACGCGCAUCGCUGUUUUGAUCCACCAGCCCCAUAUGGCUCGUGUUCUGGCAUCGCGUGGACACUACGAGACUAAGAGAGAGGAUGCUAAAAAUGACUGCCGAUCUGAAGGAGAGAAUAAAUGCUAUGGAGGGUCCGUUAAUGUUGGCCGCAACCAAAGUGCUGCCAAGGCUGUUUUUGGGGAUACUACCAGUUGUGAACAUUUCGAUGCUUCUGGUCUGCCCAACUACACCAAGGUUUCCUGA